AUGCAAGCCUGGUUCAUACGGACAGUCGUUUCUUGCGCCUUGUGGUGUGGCCCAACGGACGUGUUGGGAGAUCUGUUCUACCAUGCCUUCACAAGCGACCCCGACGGCAUCGAGUCGCACCUCCGACUAGUCGGCGGGUCCACUGUCGACUACUUCUCCACCGAGCACAAUGAAUUGUGCCCCGAGGUCGUUGGACCAAUCGAUCCUCCGAUAGGUAUGACGCAGCGCUUCCAGCACCCGGAGUUUCGUGCACUUAGCGAGGAGGAGUACGACGCGCUCCCUGAGCACUCCUAUUUGGAUGAGGAUCAACUGGACAACCCGAAUGCGGGCAAAAUAUAUUUGGGGGAUUAUACCGAGACUUUGCUCACGAAGGAGUUCGUUCCAGACGACGACCUGCUCCCGUUGCCGCACAGUCGGACGCAGCUUUGCAACUACGCCCUGCGGCUGUCGGAGGCGGAGCCCUCACAGAACACGGCGGCGUGGAGCCGGUUCAAGCAGCUCGUAGCCUUCGGAUUUGAGACCGAAUUCCAUUUUCAAAUCUUGCAUCAAAACAAGGAGUGCGUCAUCUCUGGGCAGACCUCCUGGUGCGAUCCGCAGGGCGCCGACGGGUUCGCAUUCGUCGUCCAGAACGACGGCAGGAAGGUCGUUGGCACAGAGGUGAGCGGCCUGGGCUACGGAUUCGCGAAUUCCCUCGCCGUGGAGUUUGACACCCACCGGGAUCAGAGCCUUGGCGACCGCACUGGCAACCACAUCAGCGUGCACGUGCCUCCCGCGGUCGGUGACCUCAACACCGCUGGGCAGAGAGGAGAGAUCGCUUACGCAGACGAUAUCCCGUUGCUCACGGAGGGCACGCACGUCGUGCGGAUCGAGUACACACCCUCCGAGUACGCUUGGGACGACUUGGGUGCUGGCUUCGACGCCGACCUCGGCGCAGAGCGGCUGUCGCUGCACGCGGCGGGGCGGCCAGGGAUGUUGACGGUGGACUUGGAUGGCCAGCGGGUCAUCAGGGUGCCCAUCGAUCUCGCCUACGUGGUGCAGGUCGAUGGCACGUUGAGCUACAAGGAAGAUGCACCGACGCAGCUGGAUGCCGACGGACAGCCGAACCCCGACGCCUACGACGAGCUAGGUUCCUCGCCAGGGCGCGCUUGGGUCGGUUUCACGAGCAGUACGGCCUAUUUCAAAUAUCAGUCGGUCUUUAUCUUGUCCUGGGUCUUCAAAGAGAAGGCUGCUUGUCCCGGCGAGGGCGCAGGGGACACCAUGUGCCGCGUGAACGAGGGCACCGAGGGCCGCUCGGUCUGCAGCGGGAACGGCACCGAGCUGUGCGCGUUCGUGGUGCAGAACAUCGCCCGACAGCCUGUGCAGAUUGCCGCGAGGCACUUCCUCGACAGGCCUUUCGAGGCCACUCCCUGCGAGCAUGGGGUCUUGCAGUGGAACCAGCUUCAUCCAUAUUUUUUGGGCUGCUCGAAGACGGUGCGAUACACCAAAGACCUUGAGCAGUUGAUCAUCAACACUUUGGAUGGCACCCGUGGCGUGAUCGUGGACGACGCUCACACGCUCAUGAAGGCGCCUGCGCCUUUCAAGAAGCGCAGCGUCUUCGAAUGGUGCACGCUCGAGCACGAACACGACCCCGCUCGCCUCUACUUCGCCCAGUGUAGCUGCGAGUACUGCAUCAGGCUCCUUCACCUCCAGGCGUCCUACGCUGUCUACUACCAGCACAUGGCCACCGAGCGAUUCGGCCUCCUGUGUCCCUGCUUUGAGUCCUCAGAGGUUGACCACGACAUGUCCACGUGGAGGACACUGGAGCCCCUGCGGCACAUGCGGAUACACGUCAGCCGCGGGUGCGCCUUCACAUCGCAGUGUGCCGAGAUGUUGAAGUUCGCCAGCUGCGAGGAGGCUUACCAGACGUACCAGCUGGGCAAUCCGCAGACGCCCACGAUCCUGUCGAACGGGUUCGAGGACCUUGUCCUUGACGGUGGUAGGGUCGUAGACGGAAGGAUCCGUGGUGACGCGUGCGAUUGCACGCCGAACGCGCGUCCAUAUGUCGGGACAGGUGGUGGAGGGACAGGCCAGUGCCAAGAGGAGGGCGCCAUUCUCCAGACGUCCACGCAGCCGACCCUGUCGCAUUGCCUGGCCUUCUGCGAGAGCGACCAGCUCUGUACAUUCUACGCGUACUGGGUGGCCAGCCAGACUUGCAAGACGUACUGGUACUGCGAGUGGGUACUCUGCACGGACACCGAUUGCAUGGCUGCCGUUACAUACCAGUUGGCCGAGCUUGGAGAGUUUUUCAACACACUCGGUGACGUGCUGUACUACAACGUGUACCCCCUGCGAACCGUCCAGACGUCGAAGGAGGAGUGCCAGAGCUGCUUGCAUCUGUACGAGGAGGAGUUCUGCGUGGAGCAGUGCGGGCCGAUCACUCAGGUGCCGUACUUGCAUUGGCCUGGAGGACCGCUCUGCGCCACGUGUAUCUUCGCAGGCAACCAGUGGCACGAGCUGACGGACUCGGAGACCACCACGGCUACAGAGUGCGUCAUGACAUCGAUUCGCAACGGCCUGGACCCGUGGUCGUAUUGCAACCAGACCUCCCUGGAGGUGCUGGGGUUGCCGUCUUCCGACCUCUUCAACGGAGUUGCCACUCACUAUCUCUCCGAGUGCCCCGGGCGCACCUUCGAGGAGUCGGGCGCCGUCUGUGUCCCAAACAUCUACGCCAACGACCACUUCCGGCUGCAGGUACUGUCCCGCAUCGCCGCCAUCAACGACACGGUCUGGAGCGACCAGAUGCAGUGCCUCAACGCCUUCUGCGACUUGGUCCCCCUGUCGUCGUGCUACUACCGGCUGGCGUCCUGGGAUUUCAGCAGCAGCGUGUACGAGGAGACGGGCGGCCUCAACGCCACGUUUUACAGCGGUAAUUCCGUGGUGGACCCGGGCGCGCUCGUGCAGGGGGGCGCGCUCACGCUCGUGAAGGCUAACGAGCAGUACGUGGUCACGUCGCCGCUGCCUUUUGCACUGGAGAAUACGACCAUCGAAGCCUGGGUAACCGUCGGCGAAAUCGAGAGGAUCACCAACAUCGCCCAGAACAAGACUGUCAAGACGACCAGCUCUUGGCAGGACGACUACCUGGCUCUCUACGUCGUCGACGGGGACUUCACUACCUACUGGCAGUCUCAGAUCGGGGAGGCCUUCCGGUACAGCCUUCAGGCCACACUCAUCGUAGAUCUCAAUUCGACCAUGUCUGCUCAGGCGUUCAAUAUUUACUGGAAGCAGCCAGCUGCCGACUUCACAUUCGCUGUUUCCAGGGAUAACGUCACUUGGAACGACAUCGCCACGUUCGCUGGCAACUCCGACGAAACCACCUUGAUCAACGUUUUCUACCGUGGGAGGUUCCUCCGGAUCCUCAUGACCAACGCGGCGACUCUGCGAACGUCGGACCCAGGGAUCAAUUGCCCAGUCUACUCAAUUUGGGAGGUCGAGGUCAUCUUCGACCAGGUAGUUUCCACGCUGAAGCCGGCGGUCGAAACUCAUACCUGGCACAACCUUGCCGCUCGGGCGAUCGACGGUGAUGUGCUUACGUUCUGGUCGACUCCUACUGGCAUCGUCAGCUCCUACAUCCUCAUUGACUUUGGGGUGGACCUCAACGUGUCCUACACUAUUGUCAGGUGGCAGUACACUCCCCAAAAGUUCUCUGUCCGCCACGGCAGCAGCGGGUGCGCGGAAGGCCUGCCCGCGGCGAGCGGCGAGCUGUUCCAGCGGGUGGGCACGCAGGUCGAGCGCGACGGCGAGAGCAGCGACCCUUGGACCGGGCGCUGCCUGGCCGUGAUCGUGCUCGAGGCUGGCACGUAUUUCAACGAGUACUACAUGGCCCUGAGCGAGGUGGAGGUGUACAGCGAGGCCACCAACCUCGCCCGCGACAACUCUACGGCCGUGCUGGAGACCUUCCCCACCAACGAGACCGGCGCUCACGUCACGGCUAUCGACGGCGCUCUGGACGGCGACCCCACGACGUAUUGGAUGCUGGCCACGGUGGGGGGCACGGCCCGCUUGCUGCUGGACUUGGGCUCGGUCGAGUUCGUCAUGAGCAUCGAGGUGCGGUGGGCCACAGUGGACGGCGUGAGGUAUUUGGCGAGCUCAUUCUCGGUCUCGGGUGGAACUUCGUUGCCCAUGGACACGUUCGAGGAGCUCGACUCGCAGGUUGGCGUCCUGGUCGACGUCAGGGCGUUCGUGGUCUUCAAGCAGCUCCGCUACGUCGUUUUGCAGGUGAACCAGAUCCUGUCCUCCAACCCGAACGGCUGGCUGGGGGUUGAGGACUUCGUUGUCUGGAAGAGGAGCGGUAAUUUGGUGACCGAGAUGGGAUCGCAGGCUAGCGCGACUGCGGAGUGGGCAAACUGCAGCACCUGCUCCCUCGAGCUCGACAGCGAGACGUACAUACACGACUCCCUUGCGGCCGUCGACGCCGACUUCAGCACCUGGUGGGGUGCCCCGUUCGCUGCAGACCCAACACUGGAAGUGUACUUGGAGGUGCAGCUGGCGUCGCAAGAGUCCAUAGACGUGGUUGGCAUUUGGUGGCAGUACCCCGCCGCUGACAUCAAGGUCUAUGUCUCGCUAGUCACGCUGGCCAACGGGCCGCAGGCUUGGCAGCUCAUCCAGACGUAUCUCGGCAACACAGCGUACACCACGGCAGUCUCGUUCGCCAACACACAGAUUGCCGGUGGAGUUCGAGUAUACGUGAGUACGGCGCUCGAGUUGUUAGCCGGCGAGCCUGUCAUGGGUAUCAAGGAGUUGCAGUUGCUUUCCAUGACUGGCGAAGGUGAUAACCAUGCCCUCAACAGGCCCAUAACUUCUUCGGAUGGCAUCACGACGGGGCUGGACUUCAUCGUGGAUGCCAGCACAGUCUCCAAGUGGGUCUCGGCCUCUGCUGACGAGAUAAGCCUCACAGUCGACUUGGGAAACCGGACAUUCAUGUGGGGCCUGCGGCUCUUGUUUCCAGCCAACACGAUCGCGAGCUCCUUUGUUCUCUCGGUUUCGGACGACUCGGCCAACUUCACCGCCGUCCAGCAAUCGGAUAUCUUUCGAAUCAGGCGCGAGAUGUUGUCACACUGGUGA
Prorocentrum cordatum is the source of this 5100-nucleotide messenger RNA. The record is from the annotation of a GenBank genome assembly. Lineage: Eukaryota; Dinophyceae; Prorocentrales; Prorocentraceae.